Molecule: messenger RNA, 1184 nt
Organism: Xenopus tropicalis (tropical clawed frog)
Lineage: Eukaryota; Metazoa; Chordata; Amphibia; Anura; Pipidae
Exons: 3
Coding region: 68-682 (204 amino acids)
Source: RefSeq, a predicted model, not a curated record
CCUCAUCUUCAGAUCUCUAUUCAGGCACCUUUAGGCAGACCUUCCAUACUUUGUGAAUUCAGAGAGCAUGGAACAUACAGUUUUUAUGCCAACACCACAAAGGCCACAGGCAGCAUCCAAAUCCAAAUGGAGCAUCUUCCACAUUUGUACAAUUUGUACUUUUGUGCUCUCUGUGGCUGUGCUUGCAUUCUGCCUUGCUUUUCACCAGGCUAAAUAUCUCACUGUGUGCAGUUCCAAAGCUAAAUGGGCUCCAGAUUCAAACACAUGGCUAUGGAGACCCAAGAAGUGCAGCCUAGAGUGGCUCAAGGCGAACAACUCGACAGUGGAAAUAAACAUAACAGGCUUUUACAUGAUCCACAUCCAAGUAUCCUACUCUGUGUCUUUACAAAAUGGAAUGGUGCCAAAGUCUCAGAUUGAGCUAAAAGUGCUUUGUGAUGGUUCUUCACAGAAAAAUAUAAUAAGGGAAGUCUUUUUCACAGAUGCUGCUAAUCAAAAAAAAAUUGUUACAUUAGAUGCAUCUGCUCUUCUAAUGAAAGGAAACAAAAUCCAACUUCAUAUAGAAGGACAUACAAAUGCUAUUUUGGUACAUGAUAGUUUAACUUUCUGGGAAAUAAAUGCAAUUACCGGUCCUGAAAUCGGGCCUUCUGGACAUUGUACAGCUGACAAACUGGAGAGCAGAUAAAUAGCCAUGCAAAAAUAUGACAUCUGAUAUAAGGUGAGCCUUCAGGGAUGUUGUGCUAAGUAAGCAAAUAUAACAUGCUUAAUGCUGGUUUGGGGUUCUUACUAUUUAAAAUUUUUUAAUGUAUAGUUGAUUUGUCAACAUUAAUAAAGAUUUAAAAAGGGGGUUGUUACUCAUGAAUUCUCUUCUAUUUGCACUCUCAUAUCGAGAAAGGAUCAGUCCAUAGGCUAAUGGAGCCUGCCACUGUAUAGUUGGUAAAGGGAAAAGACAAAGGAGAUUGGGAUGUUAAAAAACAGAUAAGACACAAUAAAAUGUUGCUUGAAUACAAAGGGAAGGGAGAAAUAAGAAAGGGAUGAAGAUGUGAAAAGAGAAUAGCAUAGGAGAAAAGAGAAUAAGAAAACUAGGGGAAUACAGCAAGGCUGAGAGUAAGCUAGAUGUAAUAUUAGAAAUUGGAAGGUGGAGGCAGCAAAAAAAUAUGUAUAAACUUAAAGGAGAACUAAAGCUU